AUCAUCGUUUUGAUUUGCACUCACAUUGCAGGCGCACAUUUGUUGGUCUGUUGGUAGGUUUCCUUGGCAUUCAGUUGCCUAUGUAUUGGUGUUUCAUAUAUUCAGGCAUAUAACAAUUAAGGCUCUUAUUUCUGUUAGCACUACCGUCCUCACUACACAGAAAAGUAAAAGAUGAUCCGAUAUAUGUAGUUUAUUAAGUAUUCCAAGUAAUUCCAACAAAAACUCCACUUUGACCAUCAUUUCGCUCCAUAAGAUAACCACUGAAGAAUAAUUCCAAGGCCGAAAACCCAGACAAGAUUAUAUUCUAACUUCGAGCCAAUCUCAUUUCAAAUGCUCCCCUUGUCGAUGUGACCUAAAUCCUUUCGGCGUCCAACUUCAGGAGGAGGCUUGGGAACCAUAUGUUUACCAACCGUCUUUCGUCUGGAACAGCUGUCCUUGAGUUAUGUUUCACAAUUCAUAGUUACUGCCACUGAUAUUCUUAUUUUAAUUAUCGACCUAUCUCUGUUCAAUUCAUCCUCUGUCAUCUUCGUUUAUCUGUUCUUUUUACCAUGUUCAUUUAUAUUUUCUGCCUAACUCGUUUAUCAUUGUUUCACUUUUAUCCAUUCUAACUUUAUAAAAUCGGUAUUAGAAUCAACCAAUAUUUGUUAACUUGAUGACUUCUAGUCCUAAUAACUUCAUGUAUGCUCAAGAAAUGUUUGUCUUCAAAUAACUGUUAAGUUCACAAGGAUUAAUUCGUUUGAGUAAUUAGUCGAAAAAUACAAAACUACUUAAAGGUUCGAAAGAUUAUUGUGACACCGAGAAGUUUAAUCAAGGUAAUCAGUUGGUUUGCACUAGUUUAUCAAAAAAUGCUGCAUUUCGGAGCUACAUAUCCCAAUUCGAGUGAUAUAGGUCUGUUUAAUCGUUACACAGCUUUCAUACUAAUUAGAGGAAACAUUUCUACAUUGUCUUUCAUCUCUCAGUUCCUUGAGAUCAGAUAUACAUCUACCCGUAGUUUCUGGAAUAACUAAUUUUAGUCUAGUUGUGUUGGGUAGAAACCUUUUGUGGCGAUCUCACCUGAGAUCCUUUUAGUAUGCUCAAAUUAUUAACAUGACAGUUACUAGUAACACCCGCAAUACAAUGUUUCCGGAAUAUAUGUAGUGCUGAUGAAUUCUUAAUCAAACAAGAGUUCCAGAACUUUCCUAAGGUCCAUUUUAGCUUCAAGUCAUCUGUUCGUAUCGCUAAUGAUUGAUUAGAAAGCUUAGAUUGUCGCAACCCACUUUUUUUCGGUACAUAUUGAGUCGAGCCUACCAGAAACCUUGCAUAGAUCACUUUCUUAUAGUGUUUGAAAAAAGAUACUACAUGAGAACCAGAUAAACAAGUAUAUUUUACUUGAUGCGUAUAAACAAACAAGACUGCCGUUUCCUUAUCCGUAUGCGCUUCCAGCACUUAGCAUUGUAAGCAUCUAAUAUCGUUUAGAUGUGUUAGUUUGUAACCAGAACUGUGAUUUACUGACGCAAAACUUUACAGCAGACGGCUAACCUGAAUGUUUCAUGUUUUUAAAUGAAACUUAAUUUGUGGCAAUAAUUAUCCCACUUAAAUGACACAUGUGUAUCACUGACGUUUGAUGGUUUUGUUUCAACGUAAAUGGUGGUAUAUUUAAUCCCCGAAGUCAUUUGGUUUUAUGUCACAGAAAUUUAUGUAAAUGCUCCUCUAUAAUCUGGAUUUUUCAAACCAUGAUGACUGAAAAAAAUCGAGAUGCAAAUUUAUCUGCUUCAGAGUCCUCUGACCACCAGGCAGAUUACGAUCACAGUACUAUUACAACAGCUGAUCAACCUGUAGAUGAUCUUGGCUCUUGUCUAGAUAGCAUUGUACGUAAAGCUGAUGGAAUGAGUGAUAGCGAUUUUGACGAACGAGAUGUUUCAGUAGAAGAUGAUGACAGUAUUCCUCCAGAGGAAGAUGCCGCUGACGAGGAAGAAGUAUCAAGUCUCAUGAAAGAAAGUCAAAUGUCAUUGGAUGAACUUCUAGCCACAUAUGGAAUUUCUUCAAGUGCUAGCGGCCACAACAAUGACACUACUACUUCAGUUGCCAGAGGUAAAUCUGGGCGUUUAAAAAGUAUUCGGCGCACUGUUCCUCCUUCAAGUAUAGCUUCAUUACAGGAAAUAUCAUUGCCUCCAGCUAAGAAGUUACGUCGUGCUGUUCACACAUCUGUCAGCUUAGAUAAUGGAAAUAAUGAUAUGUCAAAUGGAGAAAAUGUGCCAGCAUCAUCAUCAUCAACUGAUCUGUCAACAAUCCAUAGGUCAUCAGAUGUCGAUGCAUUGGUAGAUAAAAACAAAGCUGAUACAUCCUCAUUGGGUUGUCUCACUGUAUUACCACAUGCACAUUCAGUUCCUUGUUCACAUAGCGCUAGUCCAAUAUCUAUCGAUGUGUCAUGUUCCGAUCCGUCUUCAGCUGCUGCAACUCCUCCUAAACAUUCAAAACGAACUAACUCAGACGAUUCAAUUAUCAGUAGUAUUAGUAGUAGUAGUCAUAAAAACUCAUCACGUGGUCAUUUACUUCGAUCUCGUUCAAAAUCUAAUCUAACAACUACUGUUCCUACUACUUCUGAAUUAUUAUUAUUAGACAGUACAAUUUCGAAUGAAGAGAAUCCAUUAGAAAGAGAAGAUACAGAGGAUACAAGUGUAUCUAAUUUUGAUAUGGAUGUAGAAAAUGAAUUACAAAAGAAUGAAUUACAAACUAUUGAAGAUAAAUCUGAAAUGAAUGAUGAUUAUUCUUCACGUUUUUGGAAGAGUGCAAUUACUGGUCAAGAAACUCCACCUUCAUACAAUUCAGACGAAGACGAAGACUACUGUCCAAGUGAAGAUAGUGGUCGUGAUUGGAAAGGUGAAAUCAAAGUUGGUGAAGAGUAUCAAGCAAAUGUCCCAAUGCUUAUUGUAGCAUCAUCGAAUACAGAAGAAAAUCAAACAGAGGAAAAUUCAUCAUCAUCAUCGUAUUAUGGCGCUGAACGAAUAUUCAGAGAAUCUAGUCUAGUAUGGAAACCUUCAGAAAAAUUAUGUGAAGCUGAUGUAACACGUUUUGAACGAUCCUAUGCUCAAGUGGUCCUAUCAACAUUACCUAUGGAACGUACAAUUGAUGAUGAAGAGGCUUUGUUCUUGUUAAUGCGUUGUGAUUACGAUGUGGAUGAAGCAUUGCAACGACUACAAUUGAAAGCCGUAUCACCAGCUGCCGUUCCUGGCUACUUAGAUUCUUGGUCAGAAUCUGAUUGUACAGCAUUUGAGAAAAGUUUCGCUUUAUAUGGAAAAGAUUUUCGUCAAAUACGAGAGACACGACUUCGGCAUAAAACUAUAUCGGAACUGAUACAUUUUUAUUAUCUAUGGAAGAAGACAGCACGUCAUGAUGAGUUUGCACGUAUCUAUCGUAGAGAUAAGAAAAAAUCUUCACAUCCUAAUAUUGCUGAUUUUAUGGAUUGUUUGGCUAUGGAACAAGAAAUACUAGCAGAAUCCUAUGUACAAAAUGUUAGUGAUAUAACUCCGUCAACUACUGCUACUACUACUACUGCUACUACUAAUACAUCGAAUACAGAUAAUCAAUCUUCUUAUUAUGCUCAAAAAUCUGUUCAGCAUAAUAAUCAUAAUAAUAAUCAUAAUAACAGUUCAAUAAAAAGUGGUGAUUGUCGUCAAAUUGGCUCAUCAUCCAUGGAUUGUUGUAACAACAAUGGUCAAAAUAUCAGAGUAGUUUCAACCAAUGGUAAUGAAAUUGGCAUUUUGAAAAAUGUUAUCAAUCGAUCUACAACAGGUUUAACAGAUGAUGGAAUCAAUGAUCAUGAAAUCACCACCACUACUACUAGUAGUAGUAGUAGUACUGCUGUAUGCGCCUCAGAUGGUUCUGGAAAUCGAUGUAAAUUAAAGUCAAAUGGUGGUAAUGUGUUGAAUAAUACACCGAAUAAUAAUAAUAAUGAAACCAAUAAUUAUCAUGGAACUUAUUGUAUAAAACAAUCCGAUCAUAUGCCUAGCUCAUCAUCAUCAACACCAUCAUCAUCGACACGUUCUACACGUACAACACCGUCGACAACAACCACAACAACAUCAACAACUGUAACUGUUUAG
Messenger RNA from Schistosoma turkestanicum, 4082 nucleotides. Lineage: Eukaryota; Metazoa; Platyhelminthes; Trematoda; Strigeidida; Schistosomatidae. The record is from the annotation of a GenBank genome assembly.